AUGGCCACUACCAGUAGAAAACGUGUACGAGAAACAUUGGAAGAGACUAAAGAGGACCCUGUGAGUCUGUUUAAAGAUGUAUCAGACUCGGAGGAAAGUGUUUACUCGGGACUGGAAGAAGAACCAGAAUCUGACAGUGAGGACUCUGAUGAGGAAGAUGGUGAAGAUAACUCAAGUUCAUCAGAUGAUGAAGAAAAUGUGAGUAAUUUGCCAUUUGAUGAAGGAUCAUCAGACAGCGACAAGGAUGAAGAUACUGGACUACAGAAACCUAUUAACAUAAAAUCCCAGACAAAAUCCACAAAUUUCAAGAUGGCACAGGGAACAAAUAGCACAGAGCCAUCAAUUCUGAAAAGAGAUGAAUAUGAAAGUGACUCUUCUGAUGAGGAAGAUAUCAGGAACACCAUAGGAAAUGUGCCAAUUGAGUGGUACAAUGACUACAAUCAUCUUGGUUAUGAUGUACAAGGCAGGAAAAUAGCCAAACCUAAAAGGGCAGAUGAAUUGGAUGAGUUCCUUAAUAAAAUGGACAAUCCUAAUUACUGGAGAACCGUUACCAACAAGAUGACUGGCCAGAAUGUGGUACUUAGCGAAGAAGAUCUGAAGACCAUAAAGAGGCUACAGAAGGGGAACCACCCCAAAGGGGUAGAGAAUCAAUAUGAGCCUUGGGUAGAUUUUGAAACAUCGGAAGUGAUGAUUCACCCUAUGACCAACCGUCCUGAACACAAACGUAGUUUUAUUCCAUCCAAGUGGGAACGACUUAAGGUUGGGCAAAUGGUUCAUGCACUAAAGAUGGGUUGGAUGAAACCAACCCCAAAGCCGAAAGAAGAUGGAGAGGAUGAGGAGGAGGAAGAGAAGUUUUUCAUGCUGUGGAAAGAUGAUGAAGAGAAUGAGAUGACAAGGAGGUAUAGAUCCCAGAUUCCUGCUCCCAAGAUGGCUUUACCGGGUCACAAUGAAUCGUAUAAUCCACCACCAGAAUAUCUGUUCACUAAAGAGGAGGAAGAAAAAUGGCGGAACCAGGACCCAGAUGAACGACGAAUCAAGUUCAUGCCCCAAAAGUUUGACAGUUUACGGAAAGUUCCAUCUUAUCCCAGAUUUGUUAAUGAGAGAUUUGAAAGAUGUCUUGACUUGUAUCUUUGCCCCAGACAAAGGAAAAUGAAGAUGAACAUCAACCCAGAAGACCUAAUUCCAAAAUUGCCCAAACCCAAGGAACUGCAACCAUUCCCAACAACACUGGCAGUAACGUUCCUGGGUCACACAGAUAUUGUGAGAUGUAUAGCAGUAGAUCCCAGUGGUCAAUGGCUUGCCUCAGGCUCUGAUGACAAGACAAUAAAGUUUUGGGAGGUGUCUACUGGUCGCUGUCUUCAAACGCUGACCACAGAAGAUGUGGUCAAGAGUUUAUCAUGGAAUCCCAAUCCAAACAUAAACUUAGUAACAGCAGCAGUGGGUUAUUUCGUGUACCUUAUUAACCCCGGUUUGGUGGACAAGCUGUUAGUAAAUAAAACGGACGAUAUGCUGGACUCUUUUAAACCAGCAGAUGAUGCUGGGUCUAGUAAAAAGCCCCCUGUUGGUUGGAUAGAGAUUGGAGGAAAGGACUAUGAGGCUGGCUAUAGACUGAAACUUUCACACUCAAAGGAAGUUAACCAGGUGACAUGGCAUGUCAAGGGAGAUUACUUUGCAUCUGUGAUGCCCAAAGGAGACAGCAAUGCAGUUAUGAUACAUCAGUUGUCACGGAAACGAUCACAGAAUCCUUUCUCCAAAUCCAAAGGCCUUGUGCAAUGUGUGCUUUUCCACCCUAUCAGACCAUUCUUGUUUGUGGCGACCCAGCGAUAUGUACGUGUAUAUAACCUACUGAAACAGGAGCUCACCAAGAAACUGAUGACCAACUGCAAAUGGGUUUCAAGUAUGGCAGUACAUUCAGGAGGUGACAAUUUGAUUACUGGUAGCUAUGACUGCAGACUCUCAUGGUUUGACCUUGAUCUGUCAGCGAAACCUUACCAAACACUCAGACACCAUAAAAAGGCUCUGCGUCAAGUAUGUUACCACAAGCGAUACCCUCUAUUCGCUUCCGCCUCAGAUGAUGGAACUGUUAUUAUCUGUCAUGGAAUGGUGUACAAUGACAUGCUACAGAAUCCACUUAUAGUGCCUGUGAAAAUGUUGAAAGGACACAGUGUUACAAAAGGCCUUGGGGUGAUGGACUGUGUGUUCCAUCCUCAUCAACCCUGGGUGUUCAGUGCAGGUGCUGACUCUACCAUAAGACUCUUUUCUUGAUUUUUGGAAUGUCAUGAUCAGGUCAUAACUAAGGACAUUGUUUUGAGAUAGUGACAAGGCUACAGGAAAACCUGCAGAAACCAUAAUAAAGUUACAGGAUGCAGAAUUCAUCAUGUAAAUUGUGUUGAUGAUGGCGAGACUUGCAGGUUAAAACAGUGGCAACUAGCUUAUGACAAAAAUUGAAUUUCCUGCUUGAAAACCUGAAGAUCGGAAUGCCUUCUUUUGUCAUAGGAUUAUCAACUCAUGAUGUCAUGAUGAGGUUACAAAACACCAUACUGAAGGUAUGACAUAUUCUCUGAACUAGACAACUUACCAAGGAUACUUAUCACAGUGUUGGCAAUGCUGGCAAGAACCAUACUGUAAUUAUAUGUGCAGUAAUUGCUAUAUUUAGUAUACACACUUCUCUUUAUCAUGGCUACCAAACAUUUCCGUCAUUGUCGACAGUAAGACAAUGUCGGUGGAAGUUAAUGAUUGAGAACAGUGAUUUUUCUCUUGUACAUCCAUCCUACAACUGAAAACAGCAAAUAUAUAUAUUUGCUUGAAAGGGAAGACAAAUAAUUUUGUUCACCAAAACAAAUUUCUAAUUAGCAUUUACACUGGCGUAGUGAGAGUUGGUUGAAACAUUAAGAUAGAACCCAAUUUUGUUAUUUGUUAUAGAUACUGCCAAUGUAAUAAUCAUCUACAUGUUGAAAACAUUGUAUUGCUGCAGAUAAAUAUAAAAUUGUUUUUGAUGUUGAUAAUGUUUAAUCAACAGAGAAAGGACAUUUAAGACAGCAUCUAAUGAGGAUUACCUCUUGUUAAUGUAUCAAAUUACUUUAAAUUUUAGUCAUUAUAAAUACAUUAACAUGAAGAGAAAUAGUAGAAAAUGUAAAAUAACAAAUUUCCACUUCAAAAUUUAAACAAUACUGAAUUAUUGCAAUGGAUGCA
Messenger RNA from Ylistrum balloti, 3192 nucleotides. RefSeq names its product ribosome biogenesis protein bop1-like. Bases 1 to 2265 code for a protein of 754 amino acids. The record is from RefSeq and is a predicted model, not a curated record. The transcript has 20 exons. Lineage: Eukaryota; Metazoa; Mollusca; Bivalvia; Pectinida; Pectinidae. Gene Ontology annotation, molecular function: ribonucleoprotein complex binding; protein binding. Gene Ontology annotation, biological process: maturation of LSU-rRNA from tricistronic rRNA transcript (SSU-rRNA, 5.8S rRNA, LSU-rRNA); ribosome biogenesis. Gene Ontology annotation, cellular component: preribosome, large subunit precursor; PeBoW complex.